UUCUGCACCUACCGCUCUCCCUUCAUCCGUUCUGUAUGGUGGAUAUUAUCUUCAACUCUUCUUUCUUGGGUGAUAUGGGGGAUCAUUCCAAAAAGAAGUCUGGAUUCGCAAUGUGUGUAGGAUGUGGAAGUCAGAUCCAUGACCAGUACAUACUGAGAGUCUCCCCCGACCUGGAGUGGCAUGCAGCCUGCCUGAAGUGUGCAGAGUGCAGCCAAUACCUGGACGAGUCCUGCACUUGCUUCGUCCGCGACGGCAAAACCUAUUGCAAAAGAGACUAUGUAAGGCUGUUCGGCAUCAAAUGCUCCAAAUGCAACCUGGGCUUCAGCAGCAGCGACCUGGUCAUGCGGGCCAGGGACAACGUGUACCACAUCGAGUGUUUCCGCUGCUCGGUGUGCAGCAGACAGCUCCUGCCGGGGGACGAGUUCUCCCUGCGGGACGAGGAGCUGCUGUGUCGGGCUGAUCACAGCCUGCUGGUGGAGCGGAGCUCCGCCGGCAGCCCCGUCAGCCCGGGACACAUCCACUCCAGCAGGCCGCUGCACCUAGCAGAACCAGUGACGGUGCGGCAGGCCCCGCACAGGAACCACGUGCAUAAGCAGUCGGAGAAGACGACGCGCGUCCGAACGGUGCUGAACGAGAAGCAGCUGCACACGCUGCGGACGUGCUACAACGCCAACCCGCGGCCCGACGCGCUCAUGAAGGAGCAGCUGGUAGAGAUGACGAGCCUGAGCCCGCGGGUGAUCCGGGUUUGGUUCCAGAACAAGCGGUGCAAAGACAAGAAGAGGUCCAUCCUCAUGAAGCAGCUCCAACAGCAGCACCACUCCGAUAAGACUGUAAGCAUCUUCAACUUGCAAGGGCUGACGGGGACGCCGCUGGUGGCUGGCAGCCCCAUCCGGCACGAGGGCAGCCUGCAGUGCAACCCGGUGGAGGUGCAGACCUUCCAGCCGCCCUGGAAGGCCCUGAGCGAGUUCGCGCUUCAAAGCGACCUGGACCAACCGGCCUUUCAACAACUGGUGUCUUUCUCAGAGUCGGGUUCGCUGGGGAACUCCUCGGGCAGCGACGUGACUUCUCUCUCCUCCCAGUUACCGGACACCCCCAACAGUAUGGUACCCAGCCCGGUGGAGACGUGA
Messenger RNA from Gadus chalcogrammus (walleye pollock), 1127 nucleotides. RefSeq names its product insulin gene enhancer protein ISL-3. Bases 36 to 1127 code for a protein of 363 amino acids. The transcript is spliced from 6 exons. Gene Ontology annotation, molecular function: DNA-binding transcription factor activity, RNA polymerase II-specific; cis-regulatory region sequence-specific DNA binding. Gene Ontology annotation, biological process: positive regulation of transcription by RNA polymerase II; axonogenesis; neuron fate specification. Gene Ontology annotation, cellular component: nucleus. The record is from RefSeq and is a predicted model, not a curated record. Lineage: Eukaryota; Metazoa; Chordata; Actinopteri; Gadiformes; Gadidae.